Messenger RNA from Halteromyces radiatus, 420 nucleotides. Its product is annotated as zinc-binding ribosomal protein. The record is from RefSeq and is a predicted model, not a curated record. Gene Ontology annotation, molecular function: structural constituent of ribosome. The transcript is spliced from 3 exons. Gene Ontology annotation, biological process: translation. Lineage: Eukaryota; Fungi; Mucoromycota; Mucoromycetes; Mucorales; Cunninghamellaceae. Gene Ontology annotation, cellular component: ribosome; cytosolic large ribosomal subunit. Bases 24 to 344 code for a protein of 106 amino acids.
CUUUGACAUACUUGUUUUAAGCAAUGGUUAACAUUCCCAAGACCAGAAACACCUAUUGCAAGGGUAUCAAGUGCCGCAAGCAUACCCCUCACAAGGUUACUCAAUACAAGGCUGGUAAGGCUUCUCUUUUCGCUCAAGGUAAGAGACGUUACGACCGUAAGCAAUCCGGUUAUGGUGGUCAAACCAAGCCCGUGUUCCACAAGAAGGCCAAGACUACCAAGAAGAUUGUGCUCCGUUUGGAAUGUACCAAGUGCAAGUACAAGAUGCAACUUCCUAUCAAGCGUUGUAAGCACUUCGAAUUGGGUGGUGACAAGAAGACCAAGGGUGCUGCUCUCGUAUUCUAAAUAUAUUUUAUCCUUUCCACAAUUUUUUUUAUAUAAUCUUUUAUUGAAUAAAAAAAUAUCUGUUUUUACAAAGGAA